UCUCAUCAUGGGACAGCAAAUUUCGGAUCAGACACAGUUGGUUCUUAACAAGUUACCAGAAAAAGUAGCAAAACAUGUCACAUUGGUUCGAGAAAGUGGCUCCUUAACUUAUGAAGAAUUUCUUGGAAGAGUGGCAGAACUUAAUGAUGUAACUGCUAAAGUGGCUUCUGGCCAGGAAAAACAUCUUCUCUUUGAGGUACAACCUGGGUCUGAUUCCUCUGCCUUUUGGAAAGUGGUUGUACGAGUGGUCUGUACCAAGAUUAACAAAAGCAGUGGCAUUGUGGAAGCAUCACGGAUCAUGAAUUUGUACCAGUUUAUCCAGCUUUAUAAAGACAUCACAAGUCAAGCAGCAGGAGUAUUGGCACAGAGCUCCACCUCUGAAGACCCAGAUGAAAACUCAGCAUCUGUAACAUCUUGUCAGGCUAGUCUUUGGAUGGGAAGGGUAAAGCAGCUGACUGACGAGGAAGAGUGCUGUAUCUGUAUGGAUGGUCGAGCUGACCUAAUCCUGCCAUGUGCUCACAGCUUUUGUCAGAAGUGCAUUGACAAGUGGAGUGAUCGGCACAGGAAUUGCCCUAUCUGUCGCCUACAGAUGACUGGAGCGAAUGAAUCUUGGGUGGUGUCAGAUGCACCCACUGAAGAUGAUAUGGCUAACUAUAUUCUUAACAUGGCUGAUGAGGCAGGCCAGCCCCACAGGCCGUGACCUCCUGGUGAAGUGUUCCGUUGCUGGUGUUGGCUACACAUACUUCAGUCACGGGGAAAGAGGGCAGGGAUAUUGUAGCACAGACACAGCAAUUCCUCCCACCCUCUUAUUUUUGCUAUUCUGAUAGUUUGUC
Budorcas taxicolor (takin) is the source of this 833-nucleotide messenger RNA. RefSeq names its product ring finger protein 141 (gene RNF141). Lineage: Eukaryota; Metazoa; Chordata; Mammalia; Artiodactyla; Bovidae. The transcript has 5 exons. Gene Ontology annotation, molecular function: ubiquitin-protein transferase activity. The record is from RefSeq and is a predicted model, not a curated record. Bases 8 to 700 code for a protein of 230 amino acids. Gene Ontology annotation, biological process: protein autoubiquitination.